UUUCCCACCUGUCAGUCAGUUUUCAUGUAUUAUGGCCACGCGUCUUCGACCGAGCAGUAAACGGUGUGCAGUGAUCGGAGGCUCUGGUUUCCUGGGCAGACAUCUGGUGGAGAAGCUGCAGGAUCGAGGUUAUUCCGUCUCUGUGUUUGACAUCCGGCAGAGCUACGAGCUGCCAGGCGUCUCCUUCCACCAGGGAGACCUCUGCGACAAACAGGCUCUGCUGUCAGCUCUGAAGGAUGUAUCUCUGGUUUUCCACUGCGCCUCUCCAGCCCCAGGGAGCGACGAUCGCGCUCUGUUUGAGAGGGUCAACAUUCAGGGCACGAAGACGGUCAUCGAGGCUUGCAUUCAGGCUGGAGUACAGAAACUGGUCUUGACGAGCAGUGCCAGCGUGGUGUUCGAAGGGACGGACAUUAAGAAUGGAAGAGAGGACCUGCCCUAUGCCAAAAAGCCCAUCGACUACUACACACAGACCAAAAUUCAGCAGGAGAAGUUGGUCCUCGGAGCGUGUGACAAGCAGAAAGGUUUCCUCACAGUCGCCAUUCGACCUCAUGGCAUCUUUGGCCCUCGGGAUCCACAGCUGGUUCCCAUCAUGGUGGACGCCGCUCGAAAGGGGAAGAUGAAGUUCAUCAUCGGUGACGGGACCAAUCUGGUAGAUUUCACAUUUGUGGAAAAUGUUGUCCAUGGACACAUCCUGGCUGCUGAGUGCCUGAGACCAGACUCUCCCAUCUGUGGCAAAUCGUAUCACAUCACCAACGACGAGCCAAUUUGCUUCUGGGACUUCAUGUGUGAGAUGCUGGUGGGUCUGGGUUAUGCCGCUCCACGUUUCCACCUCCCGUACUGGCUCGUGUACGGUCUGGCCCUGCUCCUCUGGCUGCUCACCUGGAUCCUGCGCCCUUUUGUGUCGCUCAAACCAACUUUUACACCCAUGAGAGUGGCUUUGGCUGGAACCCAUCACUAUUACAGCUGCAAACGCGCCAAAGAGGACCUGGGCUACAAACCGGUGGUCAGUCUGAAGGAGGGGAUAGCACGCACCGUGCAGAGUUACCCUCAUCUCAGACACAAUGGUACAAAUUGA
Molecule: messenger RNA, 1075 nt
Organism: Nematolebias whitei (Rio pearlfish)
Lineage: Eukaryota; Metazoa; Chordata; Actinopteri; Cyprinodontiformes; Rivulidae
Gene: nsdhl
Product: NAD(P) dependent steroid dehydrogenase-like
Exons: 7
Coding region: 32-1075 (347 amino acids)
Biological process (GO): steroid biosynthetic process
Molecular function (GO): 3-beta-hydroxy-Delta5-steroid dehydrogenase (NAD+) activity
Source: RefSeq, a predicted model, not a curated record